AUGAAUUUCGCACGUGUGAUAAAAGCGGAAGUAAACUGGGAUACUAAUCGACGGUCUCCGGACUUUGACGGUCUCCGGUCUUCACCAUCGAAUGGAGGAGACAGUCGAUUACAAAUCGUCGGUCUCUUGCAGAUCCAACAGAAAACAUCGGCUCUUUACACAACAGCAAAAUCAACAGGCCUGGAGAUCAACACCUCUAAAACCAAGUCCUUAAGAAUAAAUACCCAGAACAAUUCGGACAUCACACUAGACAAUCAAUCCAUCGAAGACGUCAAUCAGUUUACAUAUCUGGGAAGUAUCGUUUCUAAGAAUGGAGGAGCUGACAGUGAUAUCAAAUCAAGACUUGGGAAAGCCAGGCAUGCCUGUGUGACCCUCAGACCGUUAUGGAAAAACAAGAACAUCAGACAAAAGACCAAACUGAGAAUCUUUGAGACCAAUGUCAAAUCAGUUCUUUUGUAUGGAUCAGAAACCUGGAAGCAAACCAAGAAAAACGAACACGACUUGCAGGUAUUCAUCAACAAAUGCCUCCGACAGAUCCUACAAAUCAGAUGGCCAAACAAGAUCAGCAAUUCAGAUCUGUGGAAUAGAACAGGCCAGUCAUCUAUUUCAAGCACCAUCAAGAAACGUAAAUGGCAUUGGAUAGGACACAUUCUGAGGCGACCCCAACACAACAUCACAAGGCAAGCUUUGGAUUGGAAUCCUCAAGGUAAAAGAAGAAAAGGCAGACCAACAACCACCUGGAGACGAACAGUAGAAGCUGAGUUGAAAAGCUGCAAUAUCACCUGGGCAGAAGCAAAAAGAGCAGCAAUGAACCGACCCAGAUGGAGAGCUGUUGUGGAUGCCCUUUGCCCCACUAGGGGAUAA
Messenger RNA from Ruditapes philippinarum (Manila clam), 864 nucleotides. RefSeq lists its product as uncharacterized. Bases 1 to 864 code for a protein of 287 amino acids. The record is from RefSeq and is a predicted model, not a curated record. The transcript is spliced from 2 exons. Lineage: Eukaryota; Metazoa; Mollusca; Bivalvia; Venerida; Veneridae.